AUGUUUUGUGAAAUGGAUCCGCCCAUCGGGCGAUCCAUUUACAAGGUUGGAGAUCAUGCUUGGAAGAUUGGGACUUCAAUCGUCUGCGAGAAGGUCUCCAAGAUUCCCGAGGACGCUCUCGCCCACUGGCAAGACCAAAACAUGGACACGUUUUGCCUUCGUCCUGCUGAAUCGAUGCAAGUGGAAACAGAGGAGAUGACACCCGUAUACAACUCUGGAACCUCGGGUGCUGUUUGGAACAUUGGUGGAGCAUUUUUUAAAGUGAAGAGCUGGCAAGAAGGCACGGAGCUGGAGAACGAAACAAUAGAUUUCGUAGAGGAGAGGCUUGAGGGCAUCCCACUUCCGAAAGUCUUAUACGCAUGGAACGAACCCGAACUCUCCAGGUCGUAUCUUGUACUCCACCAAAUGCCAGGAACACUACUUGAGAGGGUGUGGUCUUCGCUAUCAGCAGCACAGCACAAGGAAAUCGCGACUGAAAUAGCAGGUUACUGCGAAAUGUUGGCGACCAUCACAUCGGAUUCAUUGAAAACUGCAACAGGCUGUGGAAUUGCUGAUGCCCAUCAUGACACCAUCUUUGUGGAGAAGUAUCUCUCCUCAUCGAACAUUCUUAUCCUUGAUGGGAAAGCCUCUGGCAUUUUGGACUGGGAGCACGCUGCGUUCUACCCACGGUUUUGGAUCGCUACGAAGCCGCAUCUCAGCUGCGGAUUCAUCUUGAAAGGAGAGGAUGCAUGGGCGUGGACAAGAUUACUAUCACAAGCGCUGAUGGAGAGUGGAUUCAAGGACGACCUCUCAGGAUUCCAGCGCUGGCGCGAAAGUUCGCGAAAUACUGAACUGACAUAA
Pseudovirgaria hyperparasitica is the source of this 840-nucleotide messenger RNA. RefSeq lists its product as uncharacterized. Bases 1 to 840 code for a protein of 279 amino acids. The transcript has 3 exons. The record is from RefSeq and is a predicted model, not a curated record. Lineage: Eukaryota; Fungi; Ascomycota; Dothideomycetes; Acrospermales; Acrospermaceae.